This is a messenger RNA of Ailuropoda melanoleuca (giant panda), 3705 nucleotides long. It is a transcript of the gene MTO1, whose product is annotated as mitochondrial tRNA translation optimization 1. The transcript is spliced from 12 exons. Gene Ontology annotation, molecular function: flavin adenine dinucleotide binding. Gene Ontology annotation, cellular component: cytosol. Gene Ontology annotation, biological process: tRNA wobble uridine modification; tRNA methylation. The coding region runs from base 120 to 2198 and encodes 692 amino acids. Lineage: Eukaryota; Metazoa; Chordata; Mammalia; Carnivora; Ursidae. The record is from RefSeq and is a predicted model, not a curated record.
ACUGCUACGCUGUGACAUCAGAGCAAAGAUGGCUGCGCCCUGAAGGCUUUCCCUGGUACCCUAAAGUUUUGCGCCUAGCUCGUGUCAGGUUCAGGGUCAGACUCUGCCUUUCUCCAGCUAUGUUUUCUCUCCGAGGUUGUGGUCUCUGUGUCGCGUCUUCCCUCACCAAAAACCACCUUUCGUUGGCCCGGUUCAUCGGUGACAGCGCGGCGCCCUUGGCUACGAACUUUGACGUGGUAGUCAUUGGCGGAGGACAUGCCGGGACCGAGGCAGCCGCCGCUGCUGCUCGGUGCGGCUCCCGGACUCUGCUACUCACCCACCGCGUGGACACGAUCGGUCAGAUGUCCUGUAAUCCUUCCUUUGGUGGCAUUGGCAAGGGGCAUUUAAUGAGGGAAGUUGAUGCCUUGGAUGGCCUGUGUUCUCGAAUCUGUGACCAGUCUGGUGUACAUUACAGAGUAUUAAACCGGCGUAAGGGACCGGCUGUUUGGGGUCUGAGAGCUCAAAUUGAUAGGAAACUCUAUAAGCAGAACAUGCAGAAAGAAAUCCUAAACACACCGCUGCUUGCUGUUCAGGAGGGAGCGGUGGAAGACCUUAUUCUUACAGACCCAGAGCCCGAGCACGCUGGGAAAUGCCGUGUCAGCGGUGUGGUUUUAGCGGAUGGAAGCACAGUACAUGCAGAGAGUGUGGUUCUAACUACCGGGACGUUCCUGAGAGGCGUGAUUGUAAUUGGAUUGGAGACGCAUCCGGCAGGGCGUUUAGGGGAUCAGCCUUCCAUAGGGUUGGCUCAGACUCUGGAGAAGUUGGGGUUUGUGGUGGGAAGAUUGAAGACUGGGACUCCACCCCGAAUUGCCAAAGAGUCGGUUAAUUUCAGCAUUCUAAACAAGCAGACACCAGAUAAUCCAUCCAUACCAUUCAGUUUUAUCAAUGAGACAGUGUGGAUUAAGCCAGAAGAUCAGCUGCCAUGUUAUUUGACUCACACCAACCCUCGAGUGGAUGAGAUUGUCCUUGAGAACCUUCACCUUAAUAGUCACGUUAAGGAAACUACAAGAGGACCCCGAUACUGUCCAUCCAUUGAAUCAAAGGUUUUGCGUUUUCCAAACCGUCUACAUCAGGUUUGGCUGGAACCUGAAGGAAUGGAUUCUGACCUCAUCUACCCCCAAGGGUUAUCUGUGACACUACCAGCUGAAUUACAAGAGAAAAUGAUCACAUGCAUCAAAGGCUUGGAGAAAGCUAAAAUAAUUCAGCCAGGCUAUGGUGUUCAGUAUGAUUACUUAGACCCCCGUCAGAUCACUCCUUCUCUUGAGACUCAUUUGGUGCAGCGGCUCUUCUUGGCUGGACAGAUAAAUGGCACUACUGGUUAUGAGGAAGCUGCGGCUCAAGGUGUGAUAGCUGGAAUCAAUGCAAGUCUUCGGGUCAAACGCAAGCCUCCUUUUGUCGUCAGCCGAACAGAAGGCUACAUAGGAGUCUUGAUUGAUGACCUCACCACGCUGGGUACCAACGAACCAUACCGCAUGUUUACAAGCCGAGCAGAGUUCCGUCUGUCACUGCGCCCUGAUAAUGCCGACAGCAGGCUCACCUUCCGAGGGUAUAAGGAAGUUGGCUGUGUGUCCCAACGACGAUAUGAAAGAGCUUCUUGGAUGAAGUCUUCUUUGGAAGAAGGCAUUUCUGUGCUAAAAUCCAUUGAGUUUUCAAGUUCUAAAUGGAAAAAGUUAAUUCCAGCGGCUUCUAUAAGUAUUGGUAAAAGUCUGCCUCUCAGAGCUCUAGAUGUUCUGAAGUAUGAAGAAGUUGACAUGAAGUUGUUAGCCAAGGCUGUUCCAGAGCCCUUGAAGAAGUACAUUAAAUGUAGAGAGCUAGCUGAAAGACUGAAAAUAGAAGCCACUUAUGAAUCAGUGUUGCUCCAUCAGCAACAAGAAAUAAAGGAAGUUCAGCAAGAUGAAGCACUCCAACUGCCAAAAGACCUAGAUUAUUUAACCCUCAGAGAUGUGUCUUUGUCUUAUGAAGUUAGAGAGAAGCUACAUUUCAGUCGCCCAGAAACGAUUGGGGCUGCUAGUCGUAUACCUGGAGUGACACCUGCUGCCAUCAUCAAUCUGCUUCGAUUUGUGAAGACCACUCAGCAAAGACAGAUGGCUAUGAAUGAAUUGCCCAAAAUUGAUCAAUCCUUAUGUGAUACAGACAGACUUGAAGAGAGACAGUUAUAGCUUUAUAUUCAUAGAAGACUUUUAAGUAGUACAAGACUACAGAUAGGAUAUAAGAAGUAUUUAUAUUUAGCACCUAUUAAAAUAAUAAAAUAAACUUACUAGGUUAUUAUGGAUUUGUCACUAAUUUAUAAAGAGGGCAGAGAUUAUAACUGUGCUUUUUUAUGUAUCUGAAAUGUUAUAAAGUCUUCAUUUAUACUCUUUCUCUCAGGUGCUCUUACACAGUGAGCCUAUUAAUAUAACUGCAGUGUUCAUCAGAGAGAUAAUAGUGGACCCACAACUAAACCUGAAGAAAAAUCUCAGCUUGCAGAUUUGCCUACUUAUAAGGACCUUGUCCAUUAAAUGUUACCAAAGUGAAAGUCUUACGUUCCAGCUUGUUUUGAAAGUUAGUCGUCUUUUGCUUGGUUAAUGAGGCAAUUUCAAAGCCCCCAAAUUCUUAGGGCUACAAAUUUUAAAAGAUACAAAAUCACAUCGAAUCAAGGGUGAAAGUUGACGUCUAAGAUUCCUCUACUUCUGCAGGAAAUCCUCACCAGUAAUUAUCUUUUUUUUCUUACUAGUAAUUAUCUUUGACCAUUAAUGAAAACCCUGUAAAAUAGGAAGAUUGGAAAUUAUCAUACUUUCCUAUGAUCCCCAAUAUGGAAAAUUUUUUGGCAACCUGGUUAAGGAAGAAUAAAGUAAAGGUAGUUACUUUAUAUCAUAUAAUAUUUUCUUAUGAAACUGUUAUGGCCAUGAUUUAACACUAAAGACAAAUCUAUAGUAACUGGUGACUAGUGUUUCCUUGUUUUUAAGUCAGAAGUAACAGAAAAACGGAAAUGGUUCUGGCAGUCCUUCCUCUUCCUCUUCAGUACUUUGAUUCUAUGUUGUCACAAAGUUUAGGGUGGGAUGACCACCUGGGUCCUUUGGCUGGCUGGUUCAGACACCUCAACCUUUCCAUGUAGACUAGAGGAUGAAUACAGACAAGCGGGCCACAGAGCCUUGCUUAUCCCUGGAAAUGCCAACUUGGAUCUCUGGUAUCAGUCUUGGAUCAGCUGGUAUCAGUCAAGGGAGAAGCUCCCAUGUCAGCUUCAAGCCAAAGCAGAUACUUAAGACAGUACAAAGGGCCCUGAAGUCACUCUGGCUACAGAUCUAUGUUUUAAGCCUGAUUAUGAGUGUGAGGCAGCCAAAUAUCUUAUUGCUAUAAUCAGAUAUGGCUACUUGGAUGUAGCUUAGUUUUCAUAAUUUGUUUCAUCUAAUUUUAGUCUUUCCAUUAAAGUAGUCAAUAUCAGUAUAAAGUAAAAAGUAUUUGUAAUGCUGGAUCAUUUAACAAUGAUGAAUUCUUUUUGAUACUUGAUUUAGUAAUUUCAAAAAGUGGUAACUUUUACUUUAGUUAUGGCUAUUCCUGGGCAGAAUUUUUAAUACAGAGGCAAUAUUGAUUACAAUACUAUAUUACAUUUUUAAAAGGCCAUUUUGCACUAUCUGUUUAGCACCAGAGGGAAAUCACUGUUUUAAAACUUUUUCUGGUUAGGGACGC